This is a messenger RNA of Leptidea sinapis, 695 nucleotides long. RefSeq names its product alpha-crystallin A chain-like. The transcript has a single exon. Gene Ontology annotation, biological process: response to heat; protein refolding. NCBI's taxonomy places the organism in Eukaryota, Metazoa, Arthropoda, Insecta, Lepidoptera, Pieridae. The coding region runs from base 70 to 579 and encodes 169 amino acids. Gene Ontology annotation, molecular function: protein folding chaperone. The record is from RefSeq and is a predicted model, not a curated record.
UUAACGUCAGUUAUAAACAAGCUGUUCUGUAGUGAAAAUAAUAUUUGUCGAAGCGAACUGUUUAGAACAAUGUCACUUACCCCGUACUGGUUUAGACAUUUGAGAAAUCUUGCGUACCGAGAUCCUGUCGUGAGAGCUCUGGAAGAUCCUUUCUCAGUGUUCAGUAAGGAUCCAUUCUUUCGCGAUCCCUUCAAAUACAUAAGACAAGUGACGGCGCCAUCAGAGAGUGACCAUCAUGGUAUUGAAGGUGUUUAUUCAGAUUCAGAGGUUAAAUUUGAUGGAAAGAAGGUCGAGUUACAACUAGACGUCCAGAACUUCACUCCAGACCAGAUUCAGGUAAAAACGGUUGGCAACGAAGUAAUGGUUGAAGGUAAAAAGGAGAUCAAGCGUGAAGAUGGAUGGACCCGGAGUCAUUUCGAAAGGAGAUUCUUGCUGCCUGAGGGGUUCCCACCGGAGAGGGUGGAGUGUCACCUCGAUAAAGGAAAGUUGAAGCUGAUCGCGUUCAGGUCUCAGCCGUUGGCUGAAAGAAGCGUCCCCAUAAAGGACAAGUCCGACGGCGGUGCUAUCGGGGACUCCUGAAUAUGUUUCUUAUCAAAUGAGUUUAGCGUGCAUAGCGUAAGAAUUUUCUGUUUAUUUUGGACUGAUUAGAAUAUAUUCAUUUAUAUAAAUAUAAUUAAAUAAAUACUUGAAAAUAA